AUGGAAGAACCUAAAGAUAAUUACAAGCAAAAGUUUGAAAUAUUAAACAAAUUGUACAAAAAUUUAGAACACACCUGUAUAGAAACGCAAACUAAAAUUGAAUAUAUGAAUAAAAAGAAAGACACUCUAAAAAAGAAAAUAGAUUUUUUAAAAUUGCAGUUAAAUAAAUUAAAUGACAUUUAUGAUGAUUAUCCACAAUAAUGA
This is a messenger RNA of Tetrahymena thermophila SB210, 204 nucleotides long. RefSeq lists its product as hypothetical. The record is from RefSeq and is a predicted model, not a curated record. NCBI's taxonomy places the organism in Eukaryota, Ciliophora, Oligohymenophorea, Hymenostomatida, Tetrahymenidae. The transcript is spliced from 3 exons.